Moneuplotes crassus is the source of this 1527-nucleotide messenger RNA. The record is from the annotation of a GenBank genome assembly. NCBI's taxonomy places the organism in Eukaryota, Ciliophora, Spirotrichea, Euplotida, Euplotidae.
AUGGACUACCAGGAUUGCCAGCAUGAAGGCUGCAAUAUUCCGGCUGUGUUCUACAUAGAGGACAAGAAGCUGUAUGGGUGCUCUCAGCACAGAGUUACACAUUAUUUGGAGUUUCCAUUUAUUGCUCUUAUUGACACUUUUGUGGUAAAAAAGCGAGUCGGAAUCCUUGAUGAAAAGCGCAAGGAGUUCGUUGCCUUUGCAGAGAAUCUUAAUAAUGGAGCCUGCUCUGAAGAAUACCAAAGCCUGAGUGACACAAUAAAAGAGGAGCUUCAGCUGAUCUUGGAGAAUUUGAAGAAAGCUAUCUCAGCUGGCAAACACUUCAAGUAUGAAUCUUUGUACAAAGAAGUUGGAAAUGUCGAGAAUCUUUUCUCAGAAGACAAAGAAUACAUUUCUGUAAUCAAGGCUUGGAGCAAAGGAUUGACUCAAGCUAGACUCGAAGACCAAAGAAGCAUCGAGCUAAUCAAGGUAGAGCUCAAGCAAAAAUACGAGAGCAAAGAAGAGCCAAUGAACAGAAGCAUCAGAAAGAAAUAUACUAACAUAGGAGUGCAAGGAGCAAAGAUUAAUGAAAUGACAAUACAACAAGAACAAAGAAAUAGACAAAUUGAGAAAUCUUUCUCCAAGUCAAUGAUGAAAUUAUAAAAGAAAAAGAAGCUGAGAUUGAAGAUCUUAGGGAACUUAAUCAAACCCUAUUAGAAGAUUGAUCAAACGAAAAUAAGGCUCUUGAAGAAAAAGUAAAGAUUCUUGUAGAGAAUCUUAAAGAGAUUCAAAAUGAAAAUGUUAAGCUUACCGAAGAAGCCAAGAAAGCUGAGUGAGACUUUGAUGAGUUGAUGCAAUCAUUAACUUCCAACCUCAGCACUUCAGAUUAUUCAGACUUCAGUCUCCUCUACAAAACUAAAAUAUAAUUUACUAUUACUGGGUUGAAUCAACAGUUUGGGAAUGAGUCUACAUUGAAAUUGAUAAGUUUGAUCUUAACAACAUUCAUGAGAACUACCGAGAAGUAAAGACUUUCAUAGCCAAUUGUUUCCCAAACAAAGUGAGAGAGUUAAUUUUCAAUUACGGCACUUCUCAAAGGUGUUCUCUGUCCUUUUACUUGGAGGAACUGGUAGGAGUGAGCCAGAGAGUCACUGGCGCUCUGUAUAUUUGUAAUUUUGAAGUCUCUCAGGACCAACUCGUUCCUUUCUUCUCUGCAAACAGACAUAAAGAGUUGUUUGGAUUUCCUUACUGCAAGCUCGACCUUUCUUCUGCUCCUUAUUUCGGAGGAAGCCUUGCAGGAAGUACGUUGGAAGGAUUAGUUUUGGAUGGCUGAUUUGGGUCUUUGUAUGGAGGCUGAAGUAACAAUGAGUCCCACUUUGAAAACCUCAUUGCUGGUCUUUCACAAGAGGAGGAUUUUAGAAAGAACCUGCAAAACAUCUAUAUGCUUUAUUGUGGAAUAGAGAAGAAUGUGGUGAAAAAUAUUUUGGCUAAUCAUGGCUUUGGACAUGUAGAAAUUGGAUCACAUUCGAAGUAGAUGGCAAAACUGAAACUGUC